Coregonus clupeaformis (lake whitefish) is the source of this 3547-nucleotide messenger RNA. RefSeq names its product alpha-1,3-mannosyl-glycoprotein 4-beta-N-acetylglucosaminyltransferase C-like. Bases 549 to 1982 code for a protein of 477 amino acids. The record is from RefSeq and is a predicted model, not a curated record. The transcript is spliced from 6 exons. NCBI's taxonomy places the organism in Eukaryota, Metazoa, Chordata, Actinopteri, Salmoniformes, Salmonidae. Gene Ontology annotation, molecular function: acetylglucosaminyltransferase activity. Gene Ontology annotation, biological process: protein N-linked glycosylation.
UCUCCUUUCAGUCGAAGGGAGGAGAGCGAGACAAUUCGCAGCACCUCCAUUCAUGUAGUGAUGCAACUGUAGUAGUAGGGUUUCAUAUAUUGCAUAUUUCUCGAAUUCCUUCAUCUGAGAGCGUAGCGAACCUUUAGACACUCGGGACAGGUCUGUCGGCGCACCUACCGCAGCAAAUAAUUCACGAACUGAAGAAGACUGACUGUAGCGGAGUUGAAGGGCUACGUAAGAGCGAGCAGUCGACAGUUUCAUUAGCGGCGUUUGCAGAGAAGUAAAGCGUGACAACAUCCUCCGCGGGGUAAAACGACGACUGGGUUACAUUAUGUUAUGAGCAUCGACACUUUGACCUGUGAGAGAGAGGAGAGCCCUUCUAUAAUGGCCCAUAGGAUAAGCAGUAAAAAAACAACUGAGGAGCAUCUGUUUGUGGAUCCAGUCCAUGUCAACCUUCAGAGCAAUCAGAUAUCUUCCCACUAACACAUCUGACUUCUGCUGAGGUAGUCACCUGGAAUGCAUUUCAAUUAACAGAUCCCAGUGAGAGUGUCUCCAUCAUGAGGCUGGUGUGGAAGUCCCUGGACAAGAUGAGGUGUUUCCGUAAACGCUCCACCAUCCCCUUCCUGGGGGUCCUAAUCACCUGUCUACUCUUCCUCAACCUGUACAUGGAGGAUGGAUACGUCCUGGAGGAGGAUAAAAGACCGCUGAGAGAGACAUCAAUGCAUCCUUCAAACUCUGAGAGAUAUGUUCACACCUUCAGAGACCUCACUAAUUUCUCUGGAACCAUAAACGUCACAUAUCGUUACCUCGCUGGGAACCCACUGCCCCGAAAGAAAUAUCUAACCAUUGGGUUGUCAUCUGUGAAAAGAAAAAGAGGAAAUUACCUCAUGGAGACGAUCAAAUCCAUUUUUGACCAGUCCAGUUAUGAGGAGCUGAAAGAGAUUGUGGUGGUGGUCCACCUGGCGGACUUUGACCUGGCCUGGUGUGAAAACCUGGUGCAGGACAUCUCCAGGAAGUUUGCCCACCACAUCAUUGCUGGGCGUCUCCUGGUGAUCCAUGCCCCUGAGGAGUACUAUCCAUCACUGGUUGGGCUAAAAAGGAACUACAAUGACCCAGAGGACAGGGUACGCUUCCGCUCCAAGCAGAACGUGGACUAUGCCUUCCUCCUCAAUUUCUGCACCAACCUUUCUGAUUUCUACAUGAUGCUGGAGGACGAUGUGCGCUGCUCACGGAACUUUCUGACAUCCCUGAAGAAGGUGGUCACCUCCAGGGAAGGCUCCUACUGGGUGAUGCUGGAGUUCUCCAAGCUUGGCUACAUAGGGAAGCUCUACCACUCAAGAGACCUGCCACGCCUGGCCCACUUCCUGCUCAUGUUCUACCAGGAAAUGCCCUGUGACUGGCUCCUCAUUCACUUCCGGGAUCUGCUGGCCCAGAAAGACGUGAUCCGCUUCAAGCCCUCCUUGUUCCAGCACAUGGGCUACUACUCCUCAUAUAAGGGGGCAGAGAACAAGUUGAAGGAUGAUGACUUUGAAGAAGACUCCAUUGAUAUCCCUGACAACCCUCCUGCCAGCCUGUACACAAACAUUAAUGUAUUUGAAAAUUAUGACGCCACCAAGGCUUACAGCAGUGUGGACGAAUACUUUUGGGGGAAACCCCCUUCUACCGGAGACUUCUUUGUCAUAGUCUUUAACAAAUCAACUAAAAUAAGCAAAAUCAAAAUCGUGACAGGAACGGACGAUCGUCAGAACGAUAUCCUGCACCAUGGAGCUCUGGAAGUAGGAGAGAAGCUGGUGGGGACAAAGAGAGGAAGGCAGUGUUCUUCCUACAUCACUUUAGGGGAGUUUAAAUAUGGCAACAUUGAGGUUCAAGACGUGGACCACAAGAUUGCCUUUGACAUUGAGUGUGUCCGUAUUGUGGUGACUGCCAGUCAGAAAGAAUGGCUGAUUAUUAGGAGUAUAAGCUUGUGGACUACACAACCUCCCAGUCAAUGAGGGCAAUACAAAAACAGUUGGUUUAGACAACAGUUAGUUUAGCAAUUCAUUUGACAAUAUAUUUAUUUAUGUACUUAUUAAUGUAUUUAUUUAUACAUUUUGACAUUUAUUUUAUAAUUUAUUUCCACAUUUAUUUAUUUCAUUUUAUAGUAUACUGUAUGUAUUCAUUUAUUUUUUGAUCUAGAUUUUUUAUAUUUGAAGGUACCUUUAUUGAAUUCUACAGUUAUGGAAAUCAUCACAAUCCAUGUUUUUAAGGAUUGUCUGACUGACCUCUUUUAUGGGUGUGAGUUUAUAGGAAUGAUCUGUUGGUUAUUUCACUCAUCAUGUUAUUUAUUUUUCUUUACAUUUUUCUCAGUGUCUUUCCACAUCGAAAGCAGCCUCUGGGUCCUCUGGUCUUGAACAGUGUUGCUUAAUAAAUAACACCCCUGCAGACAAUUUUAGCCCUAGGAACAUAUCAUUGCUCCAAAUGUUCUUGCUAUCAGUAAAUAACUCCAUUCACCCCUUUCCAAAGUUAUUAUUUACAUGUUACCUUAUAAGCAUUAUGAUGGUAAUUAUUUCCACAAAUAUCCAUUUUGUCAGGGCUUUACUUUCAUAAGUGCUCCUUCAAUCCCUCCUAUCUAGGCUGGCGUUGUGUUGAAGUGUUGGAGCGAGCUGUGCUAUUUCCCUGGCACUGUAUGUUCCAUCAGAACCACUGACGGGAGAACAAUGUUUAUUUUCACCCAUCUUCUCUAACAGCUCAGAUCGGAUCGUGAAAAAUGGGGUGGUCCUGAUCUUUCCCUUUUUUCCACCACAGUACUAUUUUACCCCAGUAAAUUGGUUUGUGUUUGGCACUCUCUCUGCUCUACACCAGCAAACAACAACCCCCCUGGAGCUCUCAAGUAAAUUCUCUCUUUCCCCAAUGUUGUGUUCUCAGCCGCUAACGUAUCUUCUCUUAGAAUGUUUCUGUAAUAUAUAAACAAAUACACUUUACUCUGUGUAGUACCCAUGGGCCAUGGUAUACUAUGUACUGUGUUUUGGUACAGUACAUACAAUUAUAUCCCCAGCUACUUUAUCAUAAUACCUCUGUCAAGAACUUAACGCCACCGGCUGUAAAAUGUUCAGUAAUGUCAAUUAAUAAAAUAUACCCUGUAAUUUUGAAAAACAUUACAUAUAAAGUAAAUUCUCAAAUGAGAUAAGGACUACUGUCAUAACAAUUCAGAAAAGAUUUUGAAGAAUCACCUUGUCCUCUCCUUUUUCAUACAAUGUUGUUCUGUUAGCAAGUGUAGCUUUGUGACAAAUAUCUUUCCAUAAUCAAGACCAUCAACACUUUCAACAAAUCUUUGCAAUUCAAUAAAAUGAUAAAUGUUUGCAUACAUGAUACCAAAAUUCUGUUGAAAUAACAAAGGAGGAGGUGGAGGCAUGGUUCAAAAACCUACAGCAGUUUUUUUUCUUCACAAAAUGCCUUGUUAUGGUAUCUGUGCUAUUUAAAUCAAUAACAUUCAUUUCUAAAGCCCAUUUUACAUCAGCAGUUGUCACGAAGUGCUUAUACAGAAACCCAGCUUAAAACCCCAAAGAGCAAGUAAUGC